Molecule: messenger RNA, 1542 nt
Organism: Acaromyces ingoldii
Lineage: Eukaryota; Fungi; Basidiomycota; Exobasidiomycetes; Exobasidiales; Cryptobasidiaceae
Product: putative NADH dehydrogenase 49K chain
Exons: 2
Coding region: 69-1484 (471 amino acids)
Biological process (GO): mitochondrial electron transport, NADH to ubiquinone
Molecular function (GO): NAD binding; quinone binding; NADH dehydrogenase (ubiquinone) activity
Source: RefSeq, a predicted model, not a curated record
UCGCCUCAUUGGUCUGAGGCUGAGAUCAUCGCGAGCUUACAGCAGAAGGCUACCACCCAACGACGACGAUGGCACCGAUCGCAGCUUCGCUCCUGCGCCAAGGCGGCGGCGCUGCUGUGCGUCGUCUGCAUGGCGCCUCUUGUCGCUUCACCAGCCCCACGGCUGCCUCUGUCGCUGCCGCGCGCCGGACCCUGGCUACCGAAGCAGGCCCAUCGGCGCAGGACAAUCGUCCCCAGGCAAAGGCGGCGACAAUCACGCCCGCCACGACGGCCCACACCGUCGAGGAGCUUCACGGCCGUACGGCAGAAGAGAUCCUGCGUGAGGGAGGCACGAGGAAGGAGGCAAGUAUGCGCCACUUCACAGUCAACUUUGGUCCUCAGCACCCAGCCGCGCAUGGCGUGCUCCGACUUAUCCUCGAACUCAACGGAGAGGAAAUCCUGCGAACCGACCCGCAUGUUGGUCUGCUACACCGAGGAACAGAGAAGCUCAUCGAGUACAAGACCUACACCCAGGCCCUGCCCUACUUUGACCGCCUUGACUACGUUUCCAUGAUGACAAACGAGCUCUGCUAUGCGCGCGCCGUCGAGAAGCUCCUCAACAUUGAGGUGCCCGAGCGCGCAAAGUGGAUCAGGACGCUGUUUGGCGAGAUUACUCGUAUCCUCAACCACUGCAUGGCCGUGCUUUCGCACGUCAUGGACGUUGGAGGUCUCACGCCGUUCUUGUGGGCAUUCGAGGAGCGCGAGAAGCUCAUGGAGUUCUACGAGCGUGUCUCGGGCGCUCGUCUUCACGCUGCCUACGUGCGACCCGGUGGUGUGGCCUUUGACCUCCCUCACGGACUCUUGGACGACAUUCACAAGUGGGCCACCCAAUUCUCUUCGCGCGUCGACGAAAUCGAAGAAGUCGUUACCGGGAACCGUAUCUGGAAGGGACGUACCAUUGGCAUCGGGACAGUGACGGCGCAGCAGGCCCUCGACUUUGGCUUCUCUGGCGUCAUGCUCCGAGGUAGUGGUAUCCCAUGGGACAUUCGCAAGGUUGCGCCUUACGACGCCUACGACCAGGUCGACUUCGACGUCCCCGUGGGCAAGAACGGCGACUGCUACGACCGAUACCUGUGCCGAAUCGAAGAGUUCAGGCAGAGCCUGAGGAUCAUCGAGCAGUGCCUCAACAAGAUGCCUGCUGGCCAGUACAAGGUUGACGACCACAAGCUCACGCCGCCACCACGAGCUAGCAUGAAAGAGUCGAUGGAGUCGCUUAUUCACCACUUCAAGCUCUUCUCGGAGGGAUACAGCGUCCCGCCGGGAGAAACUUACAGCGCCAUCGAGGCUCCCAAAGGAGAGAUGGGCGUCUACCUCGUCAGUGACGGAUCCAACAGGCCUUACCGAUGCAAGAUUCGCGCUCCUGGCUUUGCCCACCUUGCCCAGGCCGACACUCUGGCCCGACACCACUACCUGCCAGACAUGGUGGCCAUCAUUGGAAGUGAGUAGGACUUGGCCGCUCUUGAACGAUGCUCUUUGCUCAACCGUUCGCUCUCUCCCCACAGCC